AUGUACACCCUCGAUACGACGGACUGUUUCCGCAUCACACCCACAUCCGAUACGUACAUUUACGAUAUCAUACCCACCGAAAAGGGCAUUGUAACCAUCUCUUCUGACAAUAGCUUGAGGUUAUUGGACCCACUUGCUCUCAAUACGCCACUAAACACAAUAAAAAAUGUCAACGCAGAAAUAACUUGUGCUACAGUCAUCCGAGGCGAUGGAGAAUCUAGCAGUCUUGUGGGAACUGCAGGAAGAGAUGGAAAACUUACCCUUAUCGACUUCAGGUGCCAGAAGAUUGGAGAAAUCUCAACUCAAGGAAACGCCGCGAUAUUAGCUUUGGCUUCGUUCGGCAAUGCAAUCGCCGCUGGGACAGAAUUGACAAACCAUCAGGCCUCUGUGAUUAUGUGGGAUGCCAGAAACCUCAGCGCGCCUGUUGUUGAAUACGUCGAGAGCCACAGCGACGAUGUCACAGAAGUUCAGUUUCAUCCGAGUAGACCGCAAAUCCUACUUUCAGGCUCAACCGAUGGUUUACUCAAUAUUUAUGACACUACAGUGUCGGAUGAGGAGGAUGCUUUACACCAAACCAUUAACCACGGCCACUCAAUACACCGUUGCAAUUUUCUAAAUGAUGCAGACAUUUUUGCACUAUCCCACGAUGAACAAUUCUCUCUGUAUGAGUUGAUGACAGAUGUUGGGGAGGGAAUUGAAGAGCCGGCCGCUGUAAGUUUUGGAGACAUGAGAGAGCUACUGGGUGGGGAGUACGCUGCCAAUGUUGUAAGGAGAACUGACGGGAGUGCUGUGCUGGGAAUUGGAAGUCAUAGCCGGGAAAGUUUUGAUCUUAUUCAGCUAAGAAAGCAUUCUUCAUGGAACUUCGUACCCGAAGAGAGAGUAAAUCUAACCGGCGCACAUGGAUCUGAGAUAGUACGGUCGUUCUGUUUUAUGGAUUCUCAUAAAACUGUCCUGACGGCUGGUGAGGACGGUCAAGUCAAGGCUUGGGGGAGCGAAUGA
Molecule: messenger RNA, 999 nt
Organism: Glarea lozoyensis ATCC 20868
Lineage: Eukaryota; Fungi; Ascomycota; Leotiomycetes; Helotiales; Helotiaceae
Product: WD40 repeat-like protein
Exons: 6
Coding region: 1-999 (332 amino acids)
Molecular function (GO): protein binding
Source: RefSeq, a predicted model, not a curated record